GACUUGAAUUCGCAGCCGUUCUAGGGCGCCGCCAUUUUCUCGCGACGGUGGCGCCGCGAUGCGAGCUCUGGCUGUGGACUGCGGGCAACGCGAAUCGCUGCACUGGCGGAAGCAGGAGCGGUGGCAAUGAAUUCCUCUUCAAGCGGACCGUUGACGCUUAAAAUUGGCGACCGUGUUCUGCCGCAUCCUCUUUCCCUCGCGGCCAACGAAUGGAAAGACGAUAUGAAACUCUGGCCCUCCCUGCAGGAAAACCACAUUACGUAUUAUCUGCUGAAAACAAAAGCCUGCGACCUGGAGGACGUCCAAGCCAUCAAGAGCUUAGACUCAUAUAACUACGUAAUAAGCGGUAAAGUGGGUCAGCUCCUCGUUUGCCAGGCUGACAAAGGGACAUGCUUCAUAAAAGGGAAAGUCUCUCCUUCGCAAGCUGACUCUGACCGGCCAUAUGAAACAUGGGUUUGCAUAGGAAAUGAUUGCCGUAUCUGGACCGGGUCGUGCUCCUGCAAGGUCGGAUUGACGACCGUGUGCAGCCACGUAGGGGCAGUACUAUGGAAGAUCGAAUUCGCCAGCCGAAAAGGUCUGACCGGGGAGAGCUGCACUGACAGGAGUGCAAAGUGGAACCAGGGCACGAAGAGGAAUGUUACACCAGCACAGAUAGAUGCCAUGGACUUUAGGCUACGAAAGGAAUUCAACGACCUGCAGCAUGAAGGGAAGAAGCUUACUACAAAGCGAUAUGAGACUCACGAGCAAUAUGUGGGAGAGAUGCAGCAGUCCACAAUAGCACCCCUUCUUGACAUAAAAGGGAGUCUCCUCCACCAGGCUGUAACUGCAAAAAUCUCCACUAGUGUGCAUGCUAAAAAUAAUCUUACGGAAACCGUGCCCAAGCUCACUCAUGGUUCACAUGAGGACGAAGACGACCUGUUGGUGUGCGAGACAUGCUCAGACUUCUACAGCAAAUGGGUAAACAUUAAAGAACCCGUUAGGUUAAGACUCAUGGAGCUCACACGCCAGCAGACUGGAAAGCUUUGGGAAGCUAGCCGUAAGUUGCGUCUCACCGCUUCCAAUGUGUCGAAAGUUCCAAGGAAAAAAGACACUCCGCCAGAUAAUUUCGUCAAGUCAUGCCUUUUCAGUCAGUUUAGGGGCAACAAGGCAACAAGUCAUGGGCAAAGGUUUGAGCCUGUUGCCAGACGGAUGUUUGAAAAUCAAAACGGUGUCCAUGUUGAACGUUGUGGCACAGUUGUUAGCGCCACACACCCAUUUCUUUCGGCAAGCCCAGAUGGCUUAGUUGGGACACAGAGCAUAUUAGAAAUUAAGUGCCCAAUCGUAGAUGAUUGCCUGCAGCUUGUAGACUCCAACAAAUAUGAUCUCAAAAAAGACUCGAACGGAGCUUACUACCUGGAUAAAAAAGGAAAAAAUGGCUACUACUACCAGGUGCAGUUCAUUAUGUUUUGCACAGAGCGUACACACUGCUAUUUUUAUGUCUGGUCAGCCAUGAAUUCUGUCUUAGUUGAAGUGCCCUUUGAUGCAGACUUUGUUUGCCUUCACAUUUCAAGGCUGUCAGAAUUCUACUUCAGGCAGUAUUUGCCAAGGCUUGUUAAUGCUGUUCACAGCAACAGCUUAGACAUAUCUGAAUACAAGGAUGCUGUACUCGCGAAAUAAACUGAAAAUAUGCGCUGUGAAAAAUUGAAAUAAUUUUAUUUUGGCAAUGUUUUUUCAAUAAAGCAUACACUGUAAUCACAUCCUGGUUUAAACAAAUUUGUUGAUGUAAGCAAAUAUCACUGCAGCAAGGGAUGCAUAACUACUAUGUCUGAAAGCAUACAAAUGUUACCUCAAGCAUUCAUGGGAGUACGCUUGAGGCUGCAGAAAGAAAGUUCCAGAGGUUUUGUUAUGCAUCUCAAUCACCAAAUGUGUGCAAUGUUUAACAUAUGACAGUGCAAUGCAACAAAAUGGGUAGAAUAUUGGACCAGUCCAUCCAGUCUCGUUUCACGGCACCGGAAGUGUCUACAUGCUUGCCCUUUUGCACGUCACACUGUAAUAUUGCUCUAGGUGUGGUCUAGUUCAUUCUCACUUUCCGCUUCCUCGUCUUUUUCAACUUUUGGGUCUGCUAUAAGUGGCCCUUUCAG
This is a messenger RNA of Dermacentor silvarum, 2120 nucleotides long. RefSeq lists its product as uncharacterized. The record is from RefSeq and is a predicted model, not a curated record. Gene Ontology annotation, molecular function: zinc ion binding. NCBI's taxonomy places the organism in Eukaryota, Metazoa, Arthropoda, Arachnida, Ixodida, Ixodidae. The transcript is spliced from 3 exons. Bases 127 to 1656 code for a protein of 509 amino acids.